AUGAUUCAAACAACGUUUUUUGAUAUCCCGUCCACUGAUACGACCAUCUAUCCCCCUCCGGUACCAAUCUCCAACGACGUCACAUAUGAAGCAAGUUUCAAGAAAAGGAAACGAUCAAGUGAAGGUGGUGGGGGUGAUGAGCAUGCCAGAGUCUCGAACGACUCGACAGGCGCAAGAUUCCCUCAGUUGGUUCAUUCAAAUUCGCAUAUUCAGAAUGUGCAUGAAAUCAUCAAGAGGCAGUGUGAAGACUUGGUCACUCUGACUGUGCGUUUUCUGAUACGUGGCUCCUUCGGCAAGGUUUACGUGUCGUCGUUCCAGGAUCAGGUGAAGCUAUGGGUAACUUUGGCAAUUCCAAAAAUAGAAGAUGGCGACAAUUUUGGUGUUCAGGUGCAAGAAGAGGUCCUUGGAGAGUUACAGCGAGCUCAAGAAUCAGCAUUUAACCUGAGGGACACAGCUCGUCAGGAUUAUCUUGCUCGUGCCAAAAUAUGUUCUAAGCUGAUAAAAUAUCCCAACGUCGAAGACUACUCGCUUGCUCUGAAGGAACAUGAUGACAAACAGCAGUAUCUUGCGAACCAACAUUUGCGGGAUAUUCGCAACAUGUACGCGACAUUGACUGACGUUCUCCACAAGAAUAUUUCCAAGGUGGAUGUUCCACUGUUCGUCUAUGUUCUUGCAAUCAUACUUAGUCUCUGGCUCAAAAGAUCCGUGCACCAAAAGCAAACAAUACCGCAGGACUGUACUAGCUUCGAGUCGGACUGUCUAUGA
Messenger RNA from Laccaria bicolor S238N-H82, 765 nucleotides. RefSeq names its product proteasome activator. Gene Ontology annotation, cellular component: proteasome activator complex; cytoplasm; nucleoplasm. Bases 1 to 765 code for a protein of 254 amino acids. The record is from RefSeq and is a predicted model, not a curated record. Gene Ontology annotation, biological process: positive regulation of endopeptidase activity; regulation of proteasomal protein catabolic process; regulation of G1/S transition of mitotic cell cycle. The transcript is spliced from 6 exons. Gene Ontology annotation, molecular function: endopeptidase activator activity. Lineage: Eukaryota; Fungi; Basidiomycota; Agaricomycetes; Agaricales; Hydnangiaceae.